AUAGAUGGAAAGCAGGCGCUGCCCUCACCGACCUGGCCUCGGUAGCAGGAGUGUGUUUUUGUGUGGACAACUGCAGUUGGGCCCAGGUCCAGCCUUGCUGAGGGCUACUCACUUGGGCCUCCACCCACUGAUGAAUUUUGGGGGCAGAGCCAAGCCCCAAGAUAUGUUGGCUGGCAGCCUGGGGCCAGGCAGGGCUGCUGUUGUGGGAGCCCAGUCCCAGGGACUCUGUUCAGAGUGGAGCCUCCUUACUCUACAGCUCGCUGGUAAGCCCUGGUGGCCCAUCAGCCCACAGAAGGGGGCACUCACUCAGUGUGCAUCGGGCAGCGGCCAGCAACCUGCCUCUCACCCACCUGGCCCUUCUGGGAGGACCGGGACUUCCUGGGGUCAGAUUGGAAUGUACGUCCAAAAUAAGAGUGAAUGGGGAUUUGCUGAUUAUUAAAACAAUUUUGUUUCCGUGCAUUUUUAGCAUCUUCUCUUCUGGUGGAGGAUUGG
Gorilla gorilla gorilla (western lowland gorilla) is the source of this 492-nucleotide messenger RNA. RefSeq lists its product as uncharacterized. Bases 5 to 439 code for a protein of 144 amino acids. Lineage: Eukaryota; Metazoa; Chordata; Mammalia; Primates; Hominidae. The record is from RefSeq and is a predicted model, not a curated record. The transcript is spliced from 3 exons.